This is a messenger RNA of Pelobates fuscus (common spadefoot toad), 3023 nucleotides long. It is a transcript of the gene HLCS, whose product is annotated as holocarboxylase synthetase. Gene Ontology annotation, molecular function: biotin--[biotin carboxyl-carrier protein] ligase activity. The transcript is spliced from 12 exons. Bases 244 to 2895 code for a protein of 883 amino acids. NCBI's taxonomy places the organism in Eukaryota, Metazoa, Chordata, Amphibia, Anura, Pelobatidae. Gene Ontology annotation, biological process: protein modification process. Gene Ontology annotation, cellular component: cytoplasm. The record is from RefSeq and is a predicted model, not a curated record.
UGAGCUCAGUGUGUCAGCUCUGGGAAUGGUGUGUGACAGGGACACAAGUUGGAGGUUUGCUUUCACUUUGGGAGCUGGAAUCCUGCAAUGUCUCAUGGGAGACUAGCUGGUGUCUUACACCGUGCUGUGACUGAGGGACGUCUUUGCCCACAAGGUGCCUAUGAUCCACAAUUCACCCAUGCCAUACUCCUGAACAGAGGGUAUUGAGACGCCCUCCACCCAUCUGACUGCCCUUCGAGAGCCAUGCUUUUUACCCUAUGCUACGUAUAUCUGUGGCUGCGCUACCGAACCUGUUACGCUUUACUGAUAAGGAAUUGUGUGCGCAAGCUCCACAGGACUAGCUCAUUCACAUUCUGUACCCAGGUGCCCCAGCAUCAGGCCAUAAAGAGCUCUAGUGGACCCCCAACCUCAGGGGAAGACAAGUUUUGCCUGAAGGUGGGCAGCAAAGUCUUCCUCAUUGAGGGUUCCCAGUUGUUUGAAGAUCUGAGUAAGUGGAAGUUUCUGCUUGGAUCCAGUGCCGAUGGUGAUCUUGGAGUAGGAAGCAUAGCUUUCAUAACUGAGAGUGUUUCUUUACCCAGUGAAACCUUAUUCUUGGCUUCAGACCCCUACAAAAAGAUUUGCAAGUUGUCUGAAUAUUGUUUGCCCCUUGCGCUCUGUCAUGACGAUUCCUCAAAGCUGCUGGCAGAAGCCAGCAUUGACAACUUCACCGAGCUUGGAAUAGCGUUCAUGGAAGACCGUCUGCAGAUGGAUAAUGGCUCGCUGCUUCAGAAGAUUACCUCUGUGUAUCUGAAGGGGAUAUCCGUAAGUGAAAAACAACAAGAAACAAAGAAUGUAUCUUUAAAUUUGCCUACAAGAAGAACCACCCUCACAUCAAAUCUAACAACCUCACAGGAGAAGACACAACCUGAAAUGGGAAUGAGUGAAAGCACUGAAAUGGUUGCUCGAGAAUUAAGCAAUAGCAGCCCCUCUUUAAAUGAGCAGACUGAUCAAAUGAAGAAAGAGCAGGCCACCGGAGAACAUCGCCAUCUCCACCUCUCCAGCUGCCACGAAUGUUUGGAACUGGAGAAUCGUACAAUAGAGUCCGUUCGGUUUGCCUCAGCGGAGAACAUUCCCGAUCUCCCGGAUGAAUAUCUCAGUACAGAAGAUAAUUCAGAUCAAAAUUGGCUGAAAGAAAAUACAAGUCUGAAUGUAAGUGGAAAGCCACCGAAUGUGCUUAUAUAUGGUGGUUCCAAACAUGGAGAAGCUUUUCAACGAGUUAAGGAAUUAUUACUAAAUUGUUUCGAUUCAUCUAGAUAUGUUGUGUAUCCUAUUUCUGAUGACCAAAUCCAGCAAGCUCCUUGGAUGGAUAACUGUUUAUUACUGGUUGUAGUUGAAGGAGACAACUUAUCUGCUGACAUCCAUGGACAUUUCAUGAAGUACUUGUCCAAAGGUGGAAAGAUUUUAGGACUCUCCUCUUCCUUUACUUUUGGGAGCUUAACAGUAAAGCACAAAUCUGAACUACAGAGGUCCAUUCAGGUUCUUGUUUUCAACAGACCCAACUGCGAUCAAUUCAGUUUUGAUGUAAUGGUCAAUGGAAAAGUGUUUGAAGAACCAGUUGGUGGAAAUCAUGAUCGAGUAGAGACAUGGGGCUAUUUAAACAAUGGCAGCAAGGAUGUGAUGAUGAUUCAUCAAACCUAUGGAGACAGUGGAGGGGAAGCUAUUCUUUGCCAGAUUGAGUUGGAUCUCACACCGGAGAUGCUUACAGGUCAUGAUAAAGAAGUGUUUGACUCUCUCAAACUGAGCAACCCAAGGAGACAUGAAGUGCUGACACAGCUCUUGACGAGUCUUGGUCUCGAGUGUGAACUGAGCAGCCCACCUUCUCUAACACCUGUCUACCUGCUGACUGCAGAACCUGGCCUUCACCCAGCAGCUCUGCAGUGGAUCCAGUCAAGAACAGAUAAAGCAGGGCAGAUAAAGUCUAGCAAGAUGCUGCUCAAAGUGUGUUCAUCCCUACUCGGUGGAAUGGAAAUAAGCCCAUCUCUUGCCCCUCUUGUGACAGAAACCGAAGAUGUGUCAUUUGAAGACUUCAGCUUGGAAACAUACAGGGAGAAUAUCCGUACAGAGAAACUUGGGAAAAUUCUGCUUUUUGCUGAAGUUACCACAUCAACAUUUAAUCUCCUGGAUGGGCUGAUGUUUCACGAACCAAAGGAAAUGGGGUUAAUCGCGAUCGCAGGCCAGCAGACACAAGGCAAAGGUCGUGGCGGGAAUGUUUGGCUGAGCCCUAAGGGUUGUGCCAUGAUCACAGUACAUAUUUCAGUUCCUCUAUCAUCCUCACUGGGGCAACGCAUUGCGUUCGUGCAGCAUCUAAUGGCUCUCGCCGUGGUGGAGAGUGUCACAUCAAUACCCGGAUAUGAGGACAUUGAGUUAAAAGUAAAAUGGCCAAAUGAUAUCUAUUACAAAGACCUAAUGAAGCUUGGAGGUGUCUUGGUGAACUCAACGUUAAUGGGAGACAUGUUUCACAUAUUAAUUGGUUGUGGAUUCAACGUCAGUAACAGCAAUCCAACAAUCUGCAUCAAUGACCUCAUCAUGGACCAUAACAGGAGAAAUAACACAAAUCUUAAACCACUAAGGGUUGAUUACUUGAUUGCCAGGGCAGUAACGACUUUAGAGAACCUAAUGAAUGCCUUUCAGAAGGAUGGACCCAAUGGCAUUCUACCAGUCUACUAUAAACAUUGGCUACACAGUGGGUGCCAGGUUCGGCUCGGUAGCGAAGACGGCCCGUUGGCUUGGAUAGUUGGCUUGGACGAUUCAGGAUUUCUUCAAGUGCUCCAGGAAGGGAAGGAUAUUGUCUCUGUCCAUCCGGAUGGAAACUCCUUCGACAUGCUGAGGAACCUCAUUGUCCCAAAACGGUCUUAACCCCCGUACCAUUUUGUGGAAAUAUUAUUAAAAAAAAGACAUUCCUAAAAUAAAAAUCAAUGUUAUUACUUAUAACCUUAAAUGCUGGGCUUCCAAUACCAAAUGGGAAAACUAGUAUGUACAGUAUU